GUCCCUUGUCAACUUCAGUUAAGUUAAAAAAAGGAUUUUUGUUGUCCCUCAAAAUUUGUUGUUAACUUUUACCCAAAUUAAACAAUUUAAUUCAUGACUUCCGGCAAGGAUACGAUGGGUGAACAACCAAUCUUCACUUGUAAGGCCCACGUAUUUCACAUUGAUCCGAAAACAAAAAGAUCAUGGAUGCCAGCCUCGAGUACGGCGGUGAGCGUGUCAUUUUUUUAUGAUUCCUCCCGUAGCCUGUACAGAAUUAUCAGCGUCGAAGGGCAAAAAGCCGUUAUAAAUAGCACAGUCACUCCUAAUAUGACUUUUACGAAAACCUCUCAAAAAUUCGGUCAAUGGUCAGACGUUAGGGCCAACACAGUGUACGGUUUGGGGUUCUCCUCUGAAGCCGAGCUACAAAAAUUUAUCGAUAAAUUUAAUGAAGUCAAAGAAGCCACUCGUACAGCAAUAAGCAAAGUCACGGCCAACGGAGGCUCAGCUGUGACACCCGUAACCAGCGCAAACGCUAGUCCAAUCAAUGCCAGAGCUGCAGCGACACAAGAUAAUGCCGCGGACAAUUUACUCGAGCCACCAGGCUUUAAUUUACUAGGUAAUGCUGCACUCCCAACUGCGAAUUCCAAAGAUUCGGACGAAUCUAGUCACAGUGGACGCACUCACUCGUUAUCUGGCUUACAGGGAUCGGAAAGCCCCAGUCAUCAAGGUAAAAUGGACAAAGGGGGCAGCUACGGUGGCGCUGGAACUACUAAUAAUUCUAAUGAAAUGCAAUUGAAGUACGAGAAUGAUAGACUGAAGCUCGCUUUAGCACAAAGUUCGGCUAAUGCGAAAAAAUGGGAAAUAGAAUUGACAACGUUGAAAAGCAACAAUGCCCGGCUCACCAGCGCCCUGCAAGAGAGCACUGCCAACGUCGAAGAGUGGAAACGACAGCUCGCGAGCCUGAAAGAGGAAAAUAUGCGAAUGAAAGCCAAGUAUCAAAACGAUUUGGAAAACAGUAAAGGCGGUGGCGACAUUGGAGACGAACUAAGAAAAGAAAUUCAAUCUUUACGAAUCAAAGUCGAUCAGUUGGAGCAACAGUUGCAGGGCAAAAAUGAGGAAAUUAAAAAGUUGAAUUUGGGAGGACGUUUGCCUGAUAUACAAGUUCUUCAAAAAGAAAAUCAAGAAUUACAAGCGACAGUGAAAUUGGCUCAAUCCGAAUUGGACAUAGCACUGAGCGCACACGAAUCUCAAAAACAAAUAAUUUUGACUUUAAAUCAGCAAUUUGCCGGACGCAUACACGAACUUGCCACCAUACACGACGAACUGACCACAGCCCUACAGACAUGAAACCCCGUCAUCUGGAGGGGCACGGAAACAAAUAAUUACUUGUCUCACUAUGGGUAAAUAUUUAAUUUAUUUGUUAUUUAAUAAUUAUUAAUGAUAAUAAUAAUGUCGCUGUGAAUAAUGGCUUCAAUUUGUUUUUUCUUCGGAACUACGAUUGCAGUUUACUCGAUUACAGCAAGCCAAUGUUUAGGUUAAAGUGGGCUUACAUCCACGAUUGGGUGGGCCCGAAUUUAACAACGAUCAAGUGUAUUUAAUGAUUAUUCUAUCUUUGAAUUUGGCCCACCCAAAAUUUACACUGUGGUUCAAUUUGAAUGACUACAUUUUUUGAUCUUUAAUGUAUGUCCAAUGACUUUUUGUAAAAGGUAGAUGUACUGUGCCAAUUUGAGCCACAGUGUACAUAUUUAUAAAAAAAUGUGAGAAUUAAUAAUUUUUAAGUCUUAAGUUUUUUUUUUUUUUUUUCGCAUUUAGAAUUAAGGAGAUUUUUUAUAGAAUUUUUUAUUAUAUUAGGCUUUUUUUUGUUGGAUUCUCUAUGUAUAUUUUAUAAGAUUCUGAACCCUCUGAAUUUAUGCUAUAUUAGCAUUUGUUAUUCUUCCAAAAAUUGUAUUGUUUAUUUAUAAAAAAUAGCACCAUGACAAUAUUAUUAUAUUAUUUCCUCUCCCGAACCCUUACAAUAAUACGACCUUUGUAAUUAACUUAGUAAACAAAUUCAUUACACAGGGUGUAUAAAAGUGUCUAAAGAGCACAAAAUGCAGAUAAUUUAUUUAUGUUUUUGAGAGAUUUAGGACUGAUUUGUUUCAAAAUUAUUAAUUUAGAACAUAUCACAAAGUACAUCGAAAGCAAUUACAAAAUUCCGACUGUCAUUUUCAAAAGCAAGCUCAUUCAGUCCUAAAUUUUUCUCGAUUAUAUUAUUUGUUUUACUAUUAUAAUUUUUAUUUUGUACAUUUAUUAAAAUAAGAUGCCAUAUACAUAAAAUGUAUUUAAAAAAAAUAUUCCCGUCUUUAUUAGUAGAAACUUUUCGGUUUGUUAAAAAGCGCAUACACUAUAUCAUUGUAGUGCACCUGUUAAAAGCAAAAACAACUAAUUCAAUAAAUGAAAAAUAUACAAUUUUUACAAAAAAACCUCAUUUUAUUUAACUCUUAAUCUAAAAUCUCGUACUGAACAAUGCAAUCGAUCAACCAUUUUGAACUUUUAUGUUGGAGCACGUCCAUUUUGUACAUCAACUC
Molecule: messenger RNA, 2546 nt
Organism: Ceutorhynchus assimilis (cabbage seed weevil)
Lineage: Eukaryota; Metazoa; Arthropoda; Insecta; Coleoptera; Curculionidae
Source: the annotation of a GenBank genome assembly